CACAUUUUAGCCACCCCAAUGAGGAAAUAAUCAACUGUAUACAGUCAGUGUAGAUGAGUAGUUUGAUUUCAGAAAGCACCAGGUCCUGAGACUGUAGGAGAGACACCCAUAUCUGUGUUUUCUUGCUAAGGAAUCAGUACCUGGUUUGCUUUUGAGCAGGACGGGAGAGAGCGUCCUCUUUCUUUGCCUGAAAUUUCAAUUCAAUUGUGCUGCUCGUUUUUCUCAUAAAAACAUUGCUGCCAUUGAAUGGGAGCUGUGAUAUUCGGCACGCUCAGAGCUCUGCUAUAAGGAAAAGAACGUCUUCGUAUUCGUUCGGGAUGCCUCGCGAUUACUAUGAGGUACUGGGAGUGGAGCGAGGCUCGUCUGAAUCCGACAUCAAGAAAGCGUACAGGAAACUUGCCAUGAAAUGGCACCCCGACAAAAAUCCAGGAAACGAGUCGGAGGCCGAGGUUCGCUUCAAGGAGAUUGGAGCUGCGUACGACGUGCUGAGUGAUACACGUAAGAAGGAGCUGUAUGACCGCUAUGGCCAUGAAGGCUUGGAAUCAGGUGGAGCAGGAAGCUCAGACUUUGAGAGUGCUGACAUGCCGCAGUUCUUCCAGUUCCGCUCGGCCGAUGAGAUCUUCAGGGAGUUCUUUGCCAACGACCCGUUCAUGGAGCAGUUCCUCUUCGCCGACCCGUUGAUGGCGCAGUCAAAUUUUGCGCAUCAUCAAUUCUUCCCUCAGGCGCACCACUCGCAAACACAGCAUAACCAGCAUGCUCGCCAACACCAACAUCAACAUCAACGGCAGCAGCAUCCACCGCAUCAUGAGCAACAGCAGUACAAUAGCAGAGGAGCUCGAGGCAGACGUCGCGGGGAUGAACGGGACGGGGGCCAUGACGACAAUCACCGCAGCGAUCGGCACCGGUCGCAAGGCGGUAGCAGCAGCCGGGGUCAGCAGCAGUCGCACGCGCACCGCGAUCCGUUCCACGCCCAUCAUUCCAUAUUCGUGCCCGCCACCCCGCUUGUGGACUCAUUCGUUCCGUUUUCCCAGUUCGGUGGAAUGGGCCUCUUAGGUCCUGCAGGCGGCGGAGGAGGCGGUAUGAUAUCAUCGCAUGCGGGUGGAGCAGGUGGUAUGAUGUCGUCAUCAAUGUCAUUCAGCAGUAGCGGUGGCUUGGGAGGAGGAAUGAGUAUGUCGCAGAGCUCGACGACCACGCGAGUUGUCAACGGCACGACCAUCACGACGAAGCGAACGGUUACAGACGGCGUGGAGAACGUCUCGGUCUAUCAGGAUGGGAAGCUGACGUCGCAGUCGACGAAUUACGUCAAUGGCCCAAUGCAAAACGCCCACAGUAUAGGGUUUUGACGAGUGGUGGCAAUGAGCUUGAUUCGUGUGAGUACGCUGGUAUGCAGCUUGCAUCCGUGCACACUUUUUCUGUGUGCUGCUGUCACAAGAGCGCGCACACACACACGCACGCACAACAACGCCCGCACGCACAGAUUCACAUCAUAUAGAAGGUGCCUGAGCGCGGCGGUGAACUGCCAGAAGCUGACGACUCCCAACUUACCGCUUUAUAACUGUACAUGUGCGAUGCAUUUAACCCGCUGUUGAGUCGCCUCUCUUUGUUUUCAAAUAACUAGCUCAUAGUCCUUAAAAACAGAGAGCCAAACUGCCACUAUAUUUUGCUAGUCGAGGGCUCGGUGCACACCGUAAUUAUACGACUUGUUCCUAGUCAACAAUUGGCGUGUGAGCAACACUGGCUGGCUCACACUCAAUCACUUGUUUCUAGUCAACAAUUGGCGUGUGAGCAACACUGGCUGGCUCACACUCAAUCACUUGUUUCUAGUCAACAAUUGGCGUGUGAGCAACACUGGCUCACACUCAAUCACUUGUUUCUAGUCAUUCGCGAAAAGUAAGUUCACGCUAUAAGUACUUGUAGUGUUUUGUGAGCAUGUCCAAGGAAACUAGGGCUGUACGCAUGGCAUAGACUCAGACACAUAAACAAAGCAUAAGCGUACCAUCUUAUCUCUCACAGUAGUAGCAUUAAAAAUCUUGCGUCUUCUUUUUUUUUCUUUUUUUCAUCAAGAAUAUCUCACUUUCUGAAAGAAUAUCUCAUGCUCUUAUCAUUAUCAAAUCUUCCUGUCGAAUCAUGUCACUUUAUUCCUCAUGCAGUUAUAUAUCUGAUGAAUUUUGGAUUAUUUUUGUUCGCUUGCGUGGACUUUUCUUGUCAUGCUUUUACUGGGUUUUUUUUGCCACAUGCUAUGCAUGUUUUGUUCGCUGCAAACGACAUGAAUCUGCGUCGUUUCUGCUGUGCCUGUGUCUAAGGCGUUGCUGCUGUCGCCGCCGCUGUCGGUGUUACGUGUUCCGUUGUGUUGUUUUCGCUUUGCCGUGCCGCUGGCCAUGCUGUCUUGAUGUUGCCGUGGUGGUGGCGUGCCUUGCCAUAUACUGGCGGCUAAGCCUUCUGGUUAAGCUUUUAAGCUGCUUAUGAUCUGCGCAGUUCUGCA
Messenger RNA from Sycon ciliatum, 2482 nucleotides. Its product is annotated as dnaJ homolog subfamily B member 6-A-like. Lineage: Eukaryota; Metazoa; Porifera; Calcarea; Leucosolenida; Sycettidae. The record is from RefSeq and is a predicted model, not a curated record. Bases 318 to 1343 code for a protein of 341 amino acids. Gene Ontology annotation, molecular function: Hsp70 protein binding. The transcript has a single exon.